CUUUCUCUCUCUUUCUUAAGUUUGAACGUGUACAGAUUCCGUGUCUUUGUCUCUCUCUUUCGAGCAUUGGACUCGCAAAUUGAACUCGACUCGGUCGUCAUCAGUCGUCAUCGUGUCCGGAUGGUUCGGGUGCCGCGGGAUUAAUCGCUGCUUACACCUUCGCACGACAGGGGCGUUGCGAGCGUUCGUUUUUAUCCGCCUUUUACAUUUCCCACGCCGCGCCCACCCAAACUGAAACCCAAGGCGAAGGGCGAAGGUGCGGGCUGCGGGCUGCGGGCUGCGGGGCGCGGAUAAGGGAUAGCUGUGGCUGGUGGAAGGUGGAAGGUGGAAGACCGAAGGCGAAGACUGAAGAGCGCGGCGGCGUCAGUGACGCGGCGUCGUUGCGCGUCGCUCUCUCGACGAGAGUUUAUCGCGCGGGUAGCGUACAAGGAGCGUUUCGCCGAGCCACACUACUCCCGACAGUUCCGACUCCGGGACGCAAAGUAGUUGUCAAAAUGGCGGCGUGCGAGGGUUCCGCGAGCGUGAAUCCUAAUUGCGAGGUGGUGCGCGGGCAAACGUUCGAGGUCGGGCCGCGCUACACGAAUCUGUCAUAUAUGGGCGAAGGCGCUUACGGCAUGGUCGUGUCCGCCUACGACAACCUCACCAAAACGAAAGUAGCCAUAAAAAAAAUCUCACCUUUCGAACAUCAAACGUAUAGUCAGAGAACCUUAAGAGAAAUAAAAAUUCUCACAAGGUUUAAGCACGAGAACAUAAUAGAUAUAAGGGAUAUAUUAAGAGCGCCGACUAUGGAGCAAAUGAAAGACGUAUAUAUCGUUCAAUGUCUGAUGGAAACUGAUCUCUAUAAAUUACUAAAGACACAAGCUAUUAGUAACGAUCACAUAUGUUAUUUUCUGUACCAAAUAUUGCGGGGGUUGAAGUAUAUACACUCGGCGAAUGUGUUACAUAGAGAUCUGAAGCCGAGUAAUCUGCUGUUGAAUACCACCUGUGACCUUAAAAUCUGCGAUUUCGGUCUAGCGAGAGUCGCGGAUCCAGAGCACAAUCAUGCGGGUUUCCUCACGGAAUACGUAGCGACGAGGUGGUACAGAGCUCCGGAAAUUAUGCUUAACUCCAAGGGUUAUACCAAAUCCAUAGACAUUUGGUCGGUAGGCUGCAUCCUGGCAGAGAUGCUCUCGAGACGAGCGAUAUUCCCCGGCAAACACUAUUUAGAUCAGUUGAAUCAUAUUCUCGGUGUUCUCGGAUCGCCCUCGCCGGAGGAUCUCGAGUGCAUCAUAAAUGAGAAAGCACGGAAUUAUCUCCAAUCGUUGCCAUAUAAGCCAAAGGUACCGUGGACGAGUCUUUUCCCCAAUGCCGAUCCAAGAGCCUUGGACCUCCUAGACAAAAUGUUGACGUUCAAUCCUAAUAAGCGUAUUGUGGUGGAAGAUGCGUUGGCGCAUCCCUACUUGGAGCAAUAUUAUGACCCUGGCGAUGAGCCUGUGGCAGAGGAGCCGUUUAAGUUUGACAUGGAGUUGGAUGAUCUUCCAAAAGAAGUAUUAAAACAAUAUAUUUUUGAGGAGACUCUAUUGUUCCAAAAAAAUCAUCAAGAGAACGCUAUGUAGUCGACUGGCAUGCUGUUGCCAGAAUUGCAAUAGUGGAUACGCGUGAUGAACUGAAAAAAGAAUAGAAUGGAACGGAAAACGAACAAUAUCAGGAUUGGUAUGAAGAGUGCUUUUAAAAAUCAUCGCCACUUCAUCGCCGCUCGAAUUGCCGAUGAUACAAAAAUACUAGGAUAUUGAUGAAAGAUUUAGUUCAGCGAUCAACGAACGAUUAAUCAAGCCGAUUAAUCGGGUGAGUGAAACAGUCGCAAUGCCGCGCAUACGCUUGUACAUUCGCAUGUCCUUACUCGGAGAAAGCAAAUAUAGUGUUUCUUAUGUUAUACCGAACAUAGCAUAAUAUCAAUUGGUACAACAUGUAUUUUUAAUUUAUCAUCGUCGUACCGUAUCGUACCAUACCGUCUGUCUGUGAUUUAAUUGCGAGCGUGACGAGGCGUGACACGCGAAACACUUUAUCUUCAUUUCAUCGUUUCUUUUCGAAUUAUUUCUUUUACCUUCUGAAAGUGAAAUGGCUGAAAUUACAACGCAUAAUUAUGUGGCGUAACUAAGGCAAUAUAUUCGGCUUAUCGUGCCUCGAUAUUUUCCGAUAUCGGAAAUAUCAUAGAUAUCGAGAAUAUCGACACUAAACUCAUUCACUCUACGUCUACGAGAUUCGAACACUUGUAGCGCACUCGUAUAAUUCAUUUCGUAUGAUGUUUUUCGUCUUAUGUGUGUACGUAUGACUGUGUUUGCGUGCGUAUGUACGUACGUGUGUGGCAGAAUUUCUUUUGGUAUUUAAUCUGUUUAUAAUAGUCAACGUUAUAGCGAAUACGCGACGUGCAAUAAUCGGCGCGUUCACGAAAAUAUUAGUAUAUAAUUUAUGAUAAAAAGAGAAUCGUGAUCUUCUUUCUGAGCGUGUGAUAGUAACGACGGUGCCCGAAUCAUGAAAACUAAAGUGAAAAUUUGAAUAACAUGUAGAAGAAAGUCCCAAGUUAGUAUUUCGGAAAUUUUACAAAAUGUUAUUACAUCGUUUGAACUUCUCAUCUGCUCGUAGAGCCUCCCAAAAUUAAUAAAUUAAUCGCAAUCCAAAAUCUAUUUACGAUAAAAUUAAUUUGAAUUGCUAUAGAAGUCGAAUUCGCUGACAGAUAUCAAUAGCUCCAUUCGGCCUUACUGUGAAUAUAGAGAAUUUUUUUAAUCCUAUUCUCAAGAAAACUAUAGGUUGUGAGAGACGAGGUGAAAAUUAAGAAAAAAAGAAGUGAAGGGCAAAAAAUACUAAAACAGGGACAAAGUAUUUACUUCCUCUAUUAACUGUUACCGAUCUUCACUUUCUUCGAUAAUCUAAUAAUAAUAAUUAAAAAAUAAAUUAAUAAUAAAAAUUCGUUGUUCAUAAGAUUCUUAUCUAGGUCUAAGAUGCAUUUCUAGUGAUUACGGAUUCUCGUUGAGGCUGAUUCAUGCUGAUGCUCCUUCCUAAGAAUACGAGGGACAUAACAGUGAAUAAUGUUCUAUCAUUACCAUAAUGUCAUGAUUUCAAUCUCCGCAUCUUCGAUUUAAUACAUAUUUAUCUUCCUUCAAUGUUUAUCCGUUGUUCGUUUGGCAAAUUGUCGUGAGCAAAAGAGUUAAAGAAUCUCUCGCGGUUUACAGUUUUCUUGCGCGGUACAAAAGUCUCGAUUACAAAACGCGAAUAAAUUACACUUAGAUGGCAAGUAGUUCGAUUAUCUCACGACGUACACACAGGCAUAAUCUCUUCCAAAAUAAAAUUACCAAGUAAAUCCUUUAUAACGACAGAUUCUAAAUUAGUGGUCAUUUCACGUUAGUUGAUGCUAUUGGAUAAUGAAUUCGGAUGAUUUUAGUUGUACGUGUAACUCAAAGUAAAGUAAAUGUAUAUCAAUCUUCCAAUGAUCCACGGAUGGAUCUUAGUCGUUAUUUGAGUAUUUCACAUGCGGAUACAAAGAACUACUUUCGAUAGAUACAUACAUAUGUGCUUCUAUUUCUUACAAGUUUCUCUUCCCGUGAUAGAGUUGAAUUAAAAAUUUAAAUUAAAUUGAUAUAAUAAAUCUUGCAUUUGAAAUUUCUGAAAACCGUAUACUAAUAAUGUAUAGUGAGUGUGAUCUCUUUAUGAAGAAUUUAAUUCGUCUUGACAGAAAACCAGUUCAUACCAGUUCACGGUAAUAUGUUAGAAUUUAAUACACAAUAUUCAGCUAUUUUCUCCCUGUAAAACGCUGACUCCGCAGACGAAGUCUUUUAUGACCUUAUGUCACUACUGCAGAGUUAAAUAAGACACCUGUUACAUCAACGGAUGCGAUCCGUAUAUCGAGUCCUUUUGAAGAAUGCUCUCUCACGUCCGAGGCCUUUUAAACAGUUCGUAUAAUAUCGUAGAUCAUGGGCAAGCGAUGAUAAAAUCGUGCGCUCAGCGAAAUUGUAAGCCGACGAGAAAUCGAAGCUCUCGCUGUCAAUGAUAAUUGGAUACGUAGUACAUACACAUAGAUUCCUAAAUAACACAACAGCGCUUGCAAAGCGCUAAAAAAGCGCUUAUGUAAACUUUAGCGCUUUCUUAAUGCUUUGUAAGCGCUGUGUUACUUGGGUUGUGAUAUAAGGUGAAAAACAAGUGUUUUGGGGAAAAUGCUGAGAUGAUGAACGUAGAACGUUACGCGUAAUAUAUCGAUGAGACAUCGUCGAUAUCAUCUGGCCUAAUAUACUUAAAGUUAUGUAUGUGUACUUGUUGUUGUUGCCGAUUCUUGUAUAUCCGGUGCAUUCACGGAAUAUUUUCGUCUGUCGAUUUUCGAUGUUAUUUCGACGGUUAUAUCAUUGAAUUUGUAAAGAAGAGUAGAAAGAGAGGCAGCGGAGCGAGAUGGAGGAGUAAUAUGCCGUUUCCUCAACUAAUUGUAGAAUGACAGUUGUUAAUUUUUGAGUUAACGAAUGGUUGACUAAAUUAUUUAGCGUUUUUACGUAGAAUAGAAGUGAAGGAGGGGAGGAAAAAGAAGCCUUUGAAGAGAAAGGGCCGUACGACCGCCUCUUCAACAACGGGCAAGAUCGGAUUUUUCACAUUGUGCGCAGCAAACGUAUGCAGAUAUGUGCGGCAAGAAUUCCAUCGCGGGAAGAUGUAUUUAUACCAUCGCAAUCAACUUGAAACAAUUUGGGACGCAAAAGCCUAUAAAGCUGCGGUUCAACUGAGUGGCCCUUUUAGCUUUUCGAUUAAAUAAAAAGCCCAGCAUUU
This is a messenger RNA of Acromyrmex echinatior (Panamanian leafcutter ant), 4782 nucleotides long. RefSeq names its product Mitogen-activated protein kinase rl (gene rl). The record is from RefSeq and is a predicted model, not a curated record. Gene Ontology annotation, biological process: protein phosphorylation. Lineage: Eukaryota; Metazoa; Arthropoda; Insecta; Hymenoptera; Formicidae. Gene Ontology annotation, molecular function: ATP binding; MAP kinase activity.